UGGCAGCAAGCACGACAUUUCCAUUCGGAUACGUUUAUGUCUCCUGAGAGAGCCAGGGCCAGCCCUAACUAGUAACUAACGAGUCCUGUAAAAAUAGCUCUCCCCGUCCUAAGAAAGGGUUUCCAAGGAACAUAAUUUCCAGAGGGUGAUUUCUGGUUCAGUUUUUAGAAAGAGGUGCUCCCCGUCUGCUGACCGGGCCAAGUCACUUUCUCCAUUCACACCCCUUCUGCUUUUCUGCAGACUUUUCCACCCUUGGGGGCGGCCUUACCUCUUUUUUUCCUUUGCUGAUUGUUAGCUCAUCCCUGAAAGAAGCAACAGCUCACUUCAGUUUUUAGCAGCUUAAAACAUGUCCUCUUCUCAAGAAUAUUUUCCAGUGGUAGUGCCAGUGGCACUUGCACUGCGCCAUAUGCUUGUGGGGACUGCAGUUCUCAGCUUUCAGAGAGAGCCCUUCGUGAGGGGUCUUGCAGGUGAUUUGUUGUAGUUGUUACGGAGUCCAAGCUUGUCCCCCUGGCCAGCAGGGCAGGCCAGUAAGUCAAGUUUUGGGGGCAAGGAAUAGUGACCUUAUUCAGAAAGCCAGCAGACCGAGAAGAUGGUAGACUGGUGUCCCAAAGGAGUUAGAAUUCAGGCUUUUAAACUAAAAGGGGCGGGGAUGUGGUUGGUAGAAUUCAGGCUUUUAUACUAAAAGGGGCGGGGCCGUGGUUGGUUGUUGCAGACUUCUUGGGGUCAGAAUCCUUUGUUCUUGCAGCUGUCCCCUUAGGUCAGGUCACCAUGUUCUGUGAACCUCCAGCAAGAUAAAUGUUACUCUCUUCUGCAGCUUUUCCUCUGUAUAUGAAUGGAAAAGUGUUACACCCUUCAAGGUCAGAGCCUUCUGUAUAUUUCAGGCUCUAGGCAACAUUCUUAAAUUGUAGCAAAAGUGGCAGAACAGGAAGGUUAAAGUGAAAGACACAGAUCCAGCAUGGAGUCAGGCUGGCUCUUCCCUCUUACAUACUGGUCCUUACGGUUGUGAGUGUUGCACUUUUUCUGUUGCAUUGUUUCUUUGAGUGAGAUCGCCGGGUGGGGUUCCCCGUGGGUGUACUAGGAAUGCCCAUGACGGCCUGUCCGGCUGGGAACGUGGGCUGGAUUCCCACCGUGGGGAACAGGGCGAAGACCUCAGACCUGAGAGCCGGAGAGCCUGCCUCAGCUGGAUCCGAGUCUCCCGGAAAUCUAGAAAUUAGAGCAAAUCACAUGACUGCAUGCCCAGCAGAUUCCCACUUCUCCUUUAAUCUUGAGGGUGAAACUAAAGGUAAUUUUUUAACUUUGAUGCCUAAAUCCUUUCAGUUAUUAUUUAUUGCAGUAUGAUUUAAAGCACAUUUUAGAACCGAACCAACGGUUUCUCUUCCAUUCACUCUCCUACUCGAUCAAACCUCCCUGGGUCAUUUAGAAAAUGGUGGUUUGCCGUUAAAACUAACUGGAGGGCAGACGCUUGGUCAUUCUAAUACUGCAGAGAGAACCCAGUGCAGCGUGGACUUUCGUGGAUUGUAUUACGGGUUGUGUAUCUUCCUGGAGUCAUGCGCUUUUAACCCUUCUCCAUUCCGUCCAGUUUUCUUUCCUUUUCCUACAGGGUAAGCACAGCUUUAGUCGUGUAGGUCAGCGUUAGUUACAAGCCUAAAGGAACUCAGAUUUGGCUGUGUGUGUCAGUGGGGGUUACAGUUAUUUGGUCAAGAUAGAAGCCUGUUUGCACCGCAGCACUGUGAGACCAGGAAAAAGGUCUAUUGAAACAAAUCAUUCACUCUUGUCACAAGCUGGAUGAGCAGAAGUUUUAGGUCAUGGACACUUACUCAGAAAUCAUCACUGAAGUGUGUUAUUGCAUUGCAUUUACUUUUGGAACAUUUCUUAGGGUUAAGUUAGAUAAUUUGUUUCCUGCAACUAAAUUUAUACACUGUAGGUAAAUCUUUGUAGUUUUUAAGAAUGAUUUUCACUUAGUGACAAACAGAAACCUAUGCAGCUUUUGCUCUGCAAGUGCUGAAGGAACAAGGUAUUUGGGAGUAAAGAGAGUAGUUUUCCACGGGUGAGCACCAGUCUAGAAAACAGUGAAUCUGGAGCGUUCACGGUGGCGCCCAGGGACUCAGCAGUGUCUCUCGGGGCAAGGGAAGGGUUACGUUUUCAGUUCAGGCCGCAGAGACUAAAGCGGGAGGCCGAGCGCGGCCCCGGCCCCGCAGCAGAGAUGCCCGCGCCGCGAACGAGCGCGCUCCCAUCCUGGUCCCCCGACCUCCCUCCUCCCCCUCUCCUUCCUCCUCCCUCUCCCCCGCAGGAAGCGCCCGGCAGCUUCCGCCCGGGGCUCCCCCGUCCGGACCGACCGGACCGCGGGGCGCAGCGGGCCUCCCUUCCGCGGGACCGGACGACCGAGCGCAGUGCAGCCACGUGGGCCGCAGGCGGGGCUGGAGGCCAGCGGGCGAGGGACGCGGGCGCAGAGCCGAAACCUUACAGACACAUGAAGCCUUCAACCAUCUGGAACUCAGAAACUCGACUGGGACUGACUGUGGCUUCUAGACCGUCCAGGUGUUCUGCAGAUGUGAAAACUUAUCCCGCACUCGUCAGCUGGAGCCCCGAAUAGAUGCAAGGCUCGAGCUCCGGCUCUCACAUCUCUGAGCACAGAGGGGUCAUCUCCUAAGUGGCCAGGGAGCAGUUGUUGACACUGAGGUCUGAUUGCUGCACACGACCCGUCACCUUACGGGGCUGCGCUGGAGAAAGUCAAGUUCAGGGUUGUGAGUUUCCCGACUCUCGUGAAUUAGGAUUCCAGACGCGGGCCUCAUUUCUGUAGCGCCCACCAUCCCUGUAGGCAUCACCACCACCACCACCAUCACCACCAGCAUCUUCUUGGAAACUCCACCACUGCAUCACUGCACACAGUUGGAAACCUCCCCUGAUCGCCAUGGCCUGCCCUUUCCUAAAGGUUUUGUUGGUGGGGGUGAGUUUCCUGGGAUGUCUUUAUCCUCUCGUGGAUUUUAGCUUCAGUGGGGAAACAAGAGAACAGAAACCGAAUUUCGUGAUCAUUUUGGCAGAUGACAUGGGGUGGGGUGACCUGGGAGCAAACUGGGCAGAAACGAAGGACACUGCCAACCUUGAUAAGAUGGCUGCAGAAGGAAUGAGGUUUGUGGACUUCCACGCGGCUGCGUCCACCUGCUCGCCCUCCCGGGCCGCCCUGCUCACCGGCCGGCUUGGCCUCCGCAAUGGAGUCCCUCACAACUUUGCGGUCACCUCUGUGGGGGGCCUUCCACUCAACGAGACCACCUUGGCCGAAGUGCUGCAGCGGGCUGGCUACGUCACCGGGUUGAUUGGCAAGUGGCAUCUUGGACACCAUGGCUCUUAUCACCCCAACUUCCGUGGGUUUGAUUACUACUUUGGAAUCCCGUACAGCCAUGACAUGGGCUGCACUGAUACCCCCGGCUACAACCACCCCCCUUGCCCGGCAUGUCCACGGGGCGGUAGACCGUCAAGGAACCCUGAGAAGGACUGUCACUCUGACGUGGCCCUUCCUCUCUAUGAGAACCUCAGCAUCGUGGAGCAGCCCGUGAACUUGAGCGGCCUCACACAGAAGUAUGCCGAGAAGGCCACCCAGUUCAUCCAGCGGGCGAGUGCCAGCGGAAGACCCUUCCUGCUCUACGUGGGCCUGGCCCACAUGCACGUGCCCCUGUCCAGGACCCUGCUGUCAGCAGAACCCGGGGGUCGAAGGCCGUACAGCGCGGCUCUCCGGGAGAUGGACAGCCUCGUGGGCCAGAUCAAGGACAAAGUUGACCUCACGGCUAAAAACAACACAUUCCUUUGGUUUACAGGAGACAAUGGCCCGUGGGCUCAGAAGUGUGAGCUGGCAGGGAGCGUGGGGCCCUUCACUGGAUCGUGGCAAACUCGUCAAGGGGGAAGUCCAGCCAAGCAGACCACCUGGGAAGGAGGACACCGUGUCCCAGCUCUGGCUUACUGGCCCAGCAGGGUCCCCGUCAACGUCACCAGCACUGCUUUGCUAAGCGUGCUGGACAUCUUCCCCACCGUGGUGGCCCUGGCUGGGGCCAGCCUGCCCCAAGGCCGACACUUUGACGGUCUGGAUGCCUCGGAGGUGCUGUUCGGCAGGGCGCAGGCUGGGCACAGGGUGCUGUUUCACCCCAACAGUGGGGCGGCCGGAGAGGACGGAGCCCUUCAGACUGUCCGCGUGGAGCGGUACAAGGCCUUCUUCGUCACCGGUGGGGCCAGAGCCUGCGAUGGCAGCGUCGGCCCCGAGUGGCACCACGAGCCUCCCCUCAUCUUCAACCUGGAUGACGAUGUCGCAGAAGCUGUGCCUCUGGACCGGGGUAGUGCCGAGUACCAGAGGGUGCUGCCCGAGGUCAGAGCGGCUCUCUCGGAGGUCCUUGAAGACAUUGCCGGCGACAACACCUCCCGAGCGGAUUACAGUCAGGACCCUUCCGUGACCCCCUGCUGUAAUCCCCACCAAACUGCCUGCCGCUGCCAGGCCGCGUGACGGAAACACCGGGAAGCGAGACGGGCGGGUUCACAUCCCGACUGCGGUUUUGCCCACUUCGCAGUGACGUGUGCUUUAAAAAUAAGGCUCAGAAGUUUGUUUUGAAGCCACCACUCCGCGUCCCCCGCUGUCCCUUCCACGUGCCGGCUUGAGGGCAUGCCGAGCCCGAGCUGUAAGAAAAGGCACCUGGGCUGUGGAGUCAGGAGUCAGACCAGGUCCCAGCCCCAGCUUUGAACUUGGGCAGUUGUUUAACGUAACUCGCAAGCUGAUCUUGAGGAGGAAACAGGUGAUACGUGCAAGUGCCUGUCUGGCACGCGACGUGACACCAAGCAGGCACUCGAUAUGUUCUAGUUGCCUUUUUUUUUAUGCACCCAGUUUUGCCCGUCAUUUGAACAGAGGCUCAUCCCGGCUGGCAUCUAGAGCAGCACCUCCGUCUUUCACAGGCGCACAGAUCACCUGGGAGCUUGUGACCAUGCGGACUCUGACCAGGUGGGCUGGGGGCGGCCUGAGGCGCUCCGUGUCUGGGAAGCUCCCCAGGGGGCUGCAGACCUGCCAAGGUGAGAGCUGCUUCCAGGCCGCAGAAGCCCACAGCCCUGCCCACCUGCCACCACCCCGUGCGACAGGUCAAACGGCUGUAUUUUAAAGAUUUUAGGGAUGCUUCCUGCUUUCAGAAACCACAAAGAAGUAAAGCUUUAAAGCCUCAAAAGUGCAUUG
This is a messenger RNA of Delphinapterus leucas (beluga whale), 5203 nucleotides long. Lineage: Eukaryota; Metazoa; Chordata; Mammalia; Artiodactyla; Monodontidae. The record is from RefSeq and is a predicted model, not a curated record.